Postia placenta MAD-698-R-SB12 is the source of this 1050-nucleotide messenger RNA. RefSeq lists its product as hypothetical. NCBI's taxonomy places the organism in Eukaryota, Fungi, Basidiomycota, Agaricomycetes, Polyporales, Adustoporiaceae. Bases 1 to 1050 code for a protein of 349 amino acids. The transcript is spliced from 6 exons. Gene Ontology annotation, molecular function: protein binding. The record is from RefSeq and is a predicted model, not a curated record.
AUGUCGAGCUCAUCGUCAAGCCCGAAACGCAGUACAGAUGGACCGGCGCUUCCUGUGGAAAUUUGGGACAUUGUGCUCGACUGCUUUGUCGGCGCUCGGCACCAUCAGCUUCUGAAGAUCUCACUCGUUUGUCGGCACUGGCGGAACAGGUGCAGUCCCUAUCUGGUGCGACAUAUCGUGUUCAACAUCGAGGCGACGUGCUCCGCGAGCAUCGGACAAGAUGUCCACGUGCGCGAUGUUGUUAUCGAGCAUGGGGACUGGCGAACGGGCGACUUCCAUCCGGACGUCUUCUACCACCUGCAUACCUUGCUCAAGAAGAUUCCAUCUUUGAGAGUAAUCUCACACCUCCGGACACCAGAAGGUCCCGCGAUUGAAUACCUGAGGAUUGACUUCAUCAUCGAUGUCCACCUCAGUAACGGAGCUGUUGUGUCCGAAGGCCCCGAAUGCAAGGGCUGUGCCUUGCAUCCGAUGCCGACCCGACCCCUCACCGGACCGGGGGUGCUGGACGACAUCAUGGCGAGCCUGAAGACUGUCUCUGUGAUGUGCUGGAUUGUGCCUCAUGGAACAUUCGAGAUAUGCGUCCCUCGCUCGACGACUUUAAACCUCAUUCGCAAUGAAAGUGGUGAUUACAUUGACGGGCCGGAGCUGGGCUUCUGUGAUACCCCUCUCCUGUUCGCACUCCUUGUUAUUGCCGCUGCCAUUCCGAAAACUCUACCGGAGAGAGCCGGUGACCAUUAUCCUGCCGCCAUCUCCGUCAACUCGCAUAUAUGCGUAUUCGUGCCAUGUGCUAUCGGAGAUCGUCCGUUUCGGGCCCAUCUUCGUCUUCUCUCUCCCGACCUCGUACCGCCAUCACCAUUGCCAUCGCUCACCGUCACCUCUAUGCCCUUUGCGUCGACCCUCCGCCCGCAAUGCAGCAUAGCCUUUUUGAUCAGCGCGCAGUCCGCGCGCCCAUGGGUGACCUGCCCGCCAGAAAUCCGAGUCGUUGGGCUGCCGACCGCAUUCCGGGAGGUGCAAGAGGACUACCGUGAAACGAACGGACAUUUGAUAUAA